CCGCGGAGGUUGGCUCUCCGGGCGGCGGCCGCGCUGGGGGGAGGUCGGCGGGGACGGCGCUCCGCCCGAGGAGCCCCCCGGCUGCGCUCCCCUUCAGCGGUCCCGAACGGUAGAAGGACGUUUGGGUCCGGCGCGCCCGGUGCCUGAGCCGGCUCCGUAACUGAGGGACUGCAGCGCCUCUUCGUAAUGCGCGUUACUGAAGCCUGCUCUCCGGUCCGCACGGGAAGUUUCUGCCGGCAGGAAUGUCCCGGGAGUAGAGAUGGGAGAUAAAGUAACUUGCAGAAUCGGCUUCCGAAUAAGGGGGCGUCUGAACAUACAAGUCUGUGCCUCAAUGAGGGAACCGGGGAGUUGGAGGCUUCCGUGUUGGUUAGAUGCCUUUUGAUUGCAAGACCGCUGAAAUGUUUUGAGGGCUGCCUCUCCUCUCCUAACCAUGAACAGUUCAAAAUCACCAGGGCUGGCUGGAUUUGGAAUCUUGAAAAACACAACCUGCCACACGGAGAAGAAGAUUUCCGUUUUCUUUUCGAUAAUCUUCAUGACGGUGGGAAUUUUGUCCAACAGCCUUGCAAUUGCAAUUCUCCUGAAGGCGUAUCAGAGAUUUAGACAGAAAUCGAAAGCCUCCUUUUUGCUUCUUGCUAGUGGUUUGGUCGUCACCGAUCUCUUCGGCCACCUCAUCAAUGGAGCCAUUGCAGUGUUUGUGUAUGCAUCGGAUAAAGACUGGAUUCGAUUUAACCAGUCCAACAUUCUUUGCAGUGUUUUUGGCAUCUGCAUGGUUUUCUUUGGUUUGUGCCCGCUCUUCCUGGGCAGUGUGAUGGCUGUUGAACGGUGCAUUGGAGUCACUAAGCCAAUAUUUCACUCUACAAAAAUGACUUCUAAACAUGUAAAAAUGAUGUUGACUAUGGUAUGUCUGUUUGCUGUUCUUAUAGCUUUGCUGCCUAUUCUUAGGUUUAGAGCCUAUCAAAUUCAAGCAUCGAGGACCUGGUGCUUCUAUAAAACAGAACAUGUUGAGGACUGGGAAGACAGAUUUUAUCUCUUACUUUUUUCUUGCCUUGGGUUACUGGCCCUUGCUAUUUCAUUCUUGUGCAAUGCUGUCACAGGAAUUACCCUCUUAAGAGUCAAAUUUAAAAGUCAACAAAGACAAGGCAGAUCUCAUCAUUUUGAAAUGGUCAUACAGCUCUUGGCUAUAAUGUGUGUUUCUUGCAUUUGCUGGAGUCCAUUCCUGGUGACAAUGGCCAGAAUUGGGAUAAAUGAGAGUCGUUCAAAGGACACCUGUGAAACAAUACUUUUCGCUCUCCGAAUGGCAACGUGGAAUCAGAUUUUAGAUCCCUGGGUGUACAUUCUUCUCCGGAAAGCUGUUCUUAAAAACCUAUACAAGAUCACAAGGGGAUGUUGUGGCGUGCACAUCAUAAACUUACACAUGUGGGAACUCAGCUCCAUCAAGAAUUCUCUGAAGGUUGCAGCAAUAUCUGACUCACCAGUAAGUUCCAAACAAAUAAACCUACAGCCGCUCAGCUCUAUGGGGCAAUAAAGUUAAACACAGUGUAUGAAGAGAUGAUGGACGCAACGCUCAUACACAGGCAAUACCUUAAAAUUAAUUCCAAGGCUCAGUGGUUUGGCAUUUGUUUUAAAUUGGGAGUGGUUUGCUCUUAUUGCUUACCAGUUUGAUAUUGCUACUCCAAAAGAUGCACUUGAAUGUUUUAAUUCCCUUUAGAAUACAUCCUUUCCAAAACUGGUAGUAGAAUGAUAAAUCAGCCUGUAUUUCUCCCUUCCAGGUACUAAAGUGAACAGGGUUCCUCAUAGUAUUCCCCACCAAAUUCUUUACCUUAGCAGGCUUCUUAAGAACACAUGCAAGUGUGAAAGUGAUCUCCAAGGUGAUUUGUAGAAGGGGUAGAUUUUAUCUACCAGUGAUAUCCUGGAAUCCUCUGCAAAGUCACUGCUUCCUAGGUCCACCAUCCUUUCCAUAAGGGUAUUCUUUGCCUCUAGGCAUUGAAUUUUCCAAUUGGAUAUAUAAAAGACAUUUUGCUUGUGCCCAGCGUAUUAAAUGAUCCAAUUUGCUUGGUUCAUUGACUUGACCUCUUAAUUAUUUACUGUUCCAUGAAUUUUUUGGGAGAGCUGCAAACUUCAUCAGUGUAAGUGCUACUUUCAAAUCACUGACAAAACAUGAGGUUUCCUCUGGGAGCACAGAAGCAGAUCAGCUCAGCUUGCUUACAGUUACAUUUUCAGAUCUAUUGAUGAGUUUUUAGUCCUUUCAACAAAUUCUGUUGAAACUAACAGGCAUAAAGCUGUGGUUAGUCUGUAAAAAGAGUAGGUUGGAGUUUUUUCCCAAAAUGAAGGAAGUUUCUUGAAAUGUUCCCCUAAUGCAUAUACUGAAAUGCUCAUGAGGUACAUCUGCUUUGUUUGUAAAAGGUCACACGUGUCUCAUGAAAAAUGUGUGUGAUCAAAUGAGCACCUCUACAGGGAGCUGCACUGGGAGUGUGGUUUUGUUUGUGAAAGCAAACUGCAUGCUCAGUUUUUGCAGGGUCUGUGUCUGAAGAGCUGAGGACAUUCAGUAUAUCUGAAGGUGCCAGAAGGUUUCCAGGACUUUACACAGGAGGCCCUUCACCUUUAAUACUGCUAAAAGAAGCUUUGGUUUUUGUGACUAUAUUCUGUUCAGAAGCAAAGAUGAGAGUAUCAGAGACUUUGCAGCAGAGGGAGUGUUUUAAGAUAGAUAUGUCUAUGUUAUUUUUACCUACUUAACUUCAAAUAACUACAUCAGUGAAUUGUUGGUAUAUUUGGACAACAAAGUUAAAAACUGACUCACCAAGAAGACAGUCUGAGGGACCAAAUCUAUUCACAAACUACAAAUUCACGUUGUAAGUGAGAAUAGUUUAAGGCAGAAAAUAAAUACCCAAAAGGUUUAAAUAUUUCAAUUUUUUGUUUUAAAAGCUAUUUCCUUUUUGUUUUAAAAAGGUUGAAAAAUAAGUGGGUUAAAUAACCCUGUAACAAAAUGAAAUGGCUUCAUUUACCCUAAAGAAUUUCUGUAUGUGAUUUAUUUUCUCAGUCACAGAGCUGAUAAACCGUGGACAGAUUUGAUGCUGGUAUAAGCUCCGCCCUGUUGCUUCACGUGGGUUCUGCUGAAAUCUGGAAGUGUUCAGUCAGUGCUCAGUUUGGCUUUUUCAUUUCAUAGAAUGUGACAUCAGUCUAUCUGUUGACAUAAAUUAUUUGUUCUUUAUGGAAGAUUGUUGUUUUAGCAGCUGCAAAAAAAUGUUGGUCCGUAAAGUGUUGAGGUAGUUGAUCGGUGAAUGAAGCUCGUCGAUGUUCCAUUUUGUUAUGUGUAUAAAUGUAGCUUGUGUAGUUCAUACUGGUUGACUUGUAAAACAAACAAAAGUUUAUAUGUAUAUGUGAUUUCUUAUAUUUUGUGUAAUAAUACAUAUUGAAUGUAAAUUGCAAAGCCUCAUUAAAGUUAUCAAACUGUA
Harpia harpyja (harpy eagle) is the source of this 3452-nucleotide messenger RNA. It is a transcript of the gene PTGFR, whose product is annotated as prostaglandin F receptor. Gene Ontology annotation, biological process: positive regulation of cytosolic calcium ion concentration; inflammatory response; adenylate cyclase-activating G protein-coupled receptor signaling pathway. Gene Ontology annotation, cellular component: plasma membrane. The transcript is spliced from 3 exons. NCBI's taxonomy places the organism in Eukaryota, Metazoa, Chordata, Aves, Accipitriformes, Accipitridae. The record is from RefSeq and is a predicted model, not a curated record. Bases 431 to 1525 code for a protein of 364 amino acids. Gene Ontology annotation, molecular function: prostaglandin F receptor activity.